CACCUAGAUCCUGCCCUAUUUUCACAAAAAAGCACAAGCUUUUCUUCGGCUACGUUUAUGUGUGUGCCGGUGCUGUUAGUACCCGGCUGUGUAACUUGAUAGGGGGCAUCGAGAGGGAUAAGGGAAUGUUGAGUUGCAAUGGAGCAGAGUACGAUACAGUGGUUAGGUGCUCCCAGCUGCCUUCGAGGGUCCUUUGCCUUUUAUAAGUCAGUGGGUUGCAAGCAAGCGUCUGGGGGUCCAACGCAGGUUUGGAAACUUGGGGAGUUCUACUUCAUGCGCUGUGGCCCCCAGGAGCCGGUGUGUAUAGCAGAGGUCACAUUGCUGUGGGAAGAUCAGACGCAACGCCGCCUGCUGGCCAGUUCUAGACUCUACUUCUUACCUGAGGACACCCCGAAGGGCAGAGCAGUGGAGCAUGGAGAGGAUGAAGUCCUCGCUGUAUCAAAAAAGAUUGUGGUCAGAGUGGAGGAUCUGGUGAAGUGGACUUGUCAGGAACCACCGCAGUGGAAGCGCAGCAGUCAAAACAUUCACGAGUCUCAGAAGUCUGAUGGGUCACAAGAUGCUAGUUAUCCACAGGAAGGAAAAACGAAGAGUGAGGAUGAGCCUCCAGUAUUACAGCAGAAGGUUAAAAUUCUCAGUUACCCCCAGUACUGCCGCUUUCGAUCCCUUCAAAGACGUGUCUCAGAUCAGGCUAGCUCCCCUAGUCUGCAGGACCCUCACCUGCUGGCUCUAGGGGGGAUAAAAGUGGCCCUUCACAACACACGAGUCCUCUACUGCCGGGAUACUUUCAACCACCCUACUCUAGACAGCAAUGCUAGCAUUCUGACACAGCUUGGAUGCUCCUCUCUUAGUCUGAAAGGGCGACCUCGUAAAAGAAAGGGCAGGGAUGGCAAAGACGGUGAUCAACAAAACCAUAACCAUUUGUCUGAGUCAUGGAUGGAAAGGAUGAAGGAGAAUGUGAUGGGCAGUGUGGAGAUGCAUUGGGAUGGGAACUGGCUUCCACAUCCAGAGGAGCAGCUCUUCCUGGAUCAGCUGUAUUUCUUUAUGGAGCGCCGGGGUUCCCCUAUAAGCAAAGUUCCCAACCUAGGUUUCAAAAAGAUUGACCUUUUCCUCAUGUAUUCAGUUGUAAAAAGACUAGGGGGCUAUGAGAGGGUGACAUCGCAUCGUUUGUGGAAGACCGUGUAUAAUGAGUUGGGUGGAAGCCCAGGCAGCACCAGCGCUGCCACCUGCACCAGAAGGCAUUAUGAAAGGCUGAUGCUCCCUUAUGAACUGCAUGUAAGGGGAGAAAACACAGAACUUGGCAAGCCUAGAGCUACAUUUGUCUCACCCACUACCAUCAAAAAGACUGUGCGGGGCAGAGGCGUGUCAAACACCCCAAAAAAGAAUGCAGUUACCAACCAGACCUCACCACCAGAUGGUGCUGUUGUUGUACGCAAAAGAGGAAGACCGCCUGGAAAACGCAAUGCCAAAGUUCUGGCCAGAGGCAGAGUUGGAAGACCGCCCUUGCACCCCAAACCUCCCUUAGAGAAACCAGCAAGACCCCAUCAAGAGAUUGUCCAGCCGAUGACUAUUUUUCAAGAACUGAAGCUCACCAAGCAUCCUCAUGGCCAAGGUCUGUCGCUCGUAUCCUCUACACCAGUGCCCCACCAACCUGUGCUGGGGCGAGAUGUGAAGAUGGAGACUGUAGAACCUCAAGCUCCUUCUUUUCUGUCAGUUCCUUGCAAAUUAAUAGCAGGUGGUUCACUAGAAGGAUUCAGUCCUACUAAAGGACUUUGUCCUUUGGAUCUCUUCCGAGCCCGACUAGGUCUUAAUGGAGCGAGUACUCAUGAGGUAACUCCUCAAGAUUCUUCCACGCCCCACCAGACAAUUAUGGUGCAUCAGCCCAAAGUCAGUACGCCUGAGACUCCUGAGAGUCCCCAGCACCAGUGUUCAGGGUGUAGUUCGGAUGCCUCGUUGCAGAACGGAGGACUCGCCGUGACUAGAGCUCCCCUGCCCCCUCUUAGGAUCCUCCCGCUGGACAUCGGCUGCAGUCUGCAGUUGCGUCAACUGAUGCGCACCCGUCUUGGCUCGACACACAUGAACACCUUCACCAAGCGACUUUCUGAAGUUCUGGCUCAGGAUCUAAGCAAGGCCUCCCAACCCAAUGGAAGUAUUCCUCAAGACCAAUCGCUCCCGCUGAACCUGAGCAAGCGAGCCAUUACCAAAAGGUCUGCUGGAGACGUGGAGCUUGUGGAACUUGCAGAACUGCAGAGUCGGGAUGACCAGUUAUUGACCAAAAGGCCAAAGAUGGAAGGCGAGGAUCUCGGAGGAUCUCUGAAGUGGAAUGGCACGUCCCUUCUGGUGCCUUUGAACCAAGAUGAGCCAGCUGAUCUUAGCUCUCCCAGCAGGGCCAGAGCUUUAGUUCAGGACAGGACCAAUGUGGCUUUGACUCUUCCUGAGGCUACUUGUUUCUCCUUAGUGCCCCACUUGGAUGUCCCACCUGAAAAGCCCUCCAGUAUUGGUGCUUCCCCGGACACUCUACCUUGUAUUUAUCAUCUGAAACAAGGGGAAGACAAGACCAGCACAAUCUCAGUGACAGUUAAGAAAGAACCAGAGAGCGCAUCUCUGGAUCCAGAUCUAGAACCUCAACCAAACAGUGACCUCUACUCGCAGUGUGUACCUACUGAUGACAUCAAAGAGUCGGACGCAGUUUCCUCUCUCAAAGUACUUUCUAGUUCCCUCAUUUCGAAGCCAUCAAGCUGUUAGCAUACAGACUUGGGAGCGCUUGCUACUUUAUCACUCCUUUCUGCUCUGCCUUUCCCGUGGACACGUUUGUGUUGUGUAUGAUCAAAGAGACAGUUCUGCAGAUGCGUUGCUAUCUGCUAAGUACCUGCUUUUAAAACACUACUAAACUUUGAACUGAUGCAGGUGGCCAUGGUUCUACCAAAGAUAAGGUGCCUUGAACUUGAUUAGUCUAUAUUUUAGUACUUUUAAGUUGAAACAUAUGCUGUAGUUAGUGGAUCAUCAAAUGGCCAGCCAAUAAAGGACACAUGACUCGAUUGAAUUAAAUGACUCAUGGAGCAUUUGAUUUCUUUGAAACAUACAGGUAUUUAAGAAAAACAAGGACUCAGAAUCUGGGUCCAGUUACUGUUGGAUCCAGAUAUCAAACACAUAUUGUGACAUCAUUGCAGAAGAUUCGGUCAGCUACUGUAUUUUUUUUUUUUUCUUUCUUAAAUAUAAAUGCUUUGUUUAUAAAUUGUAAUUUGUUUUUAUUUUAUGAUGAAAGCAGUGUCAUUUUGUGGGUGUAGGUCAUAAUCGUUUAUUAUUUAUCUGUUUUACUCCUUUAUCUCAGUUCUUCUUCACUGUUCUUAGGCAGUGUGAUUUUCUCCUCUUUAUGUGUAUUUGUUAAACUUUGCUAUUUAAGAAAAGGCCUCCGUAUGACCUCUGUGCUGGAUUUUAUCAUUUUCCAUAGCUACUCGUUUUAAAACAAUGUACUGUAUUGUGCAAAUAGUAUGCAUAUUUUGGGUCCCAAUGCAAAUUUCCUUUUUUUUUCUAUCAUUUAAAAGUGUAUUUUAUUAACAUAUAGUCAUAUAUUGUAGGUAAUUACUAUUUGUGACAUCAUUUAUAGACAUCAUUGAUAUGUGUUUACAAAGAAACUUAUGUAGAGCCGCCUGUUGUGAGAAAAUGGAUAACUUAAUUUGCUUUUCACUCCUCCUUUUAGACUGACCUCUCUUAAUGCAAUGUAUUUCACAGGUUUACAGAUGACAAAUUAUAUUUUCAUAAUUUACACUCAGUUUGCUACAAUGAACAGUAAUUAAUUGCUUGUGUAAAACAUGUAUGAUCAUUCUUUAUUAAUCUGUUGGUCGUAUUUUUCUUUCAUUUAAUUUCUGUACUUGAAAGACAGCCAAACAGAACGCUAAUCCUUAUUUAAUGUUAAUGUAUAAACUGUUGUAAUACCACCAGGUUACAAUUUUUUUUCCUUAUUUUGCAUGCUUAUGCUAAUGGGACAUGGACUCUGUGACAGAUCGUCAUUGCAGACAUGUUUAAACACUGAAUAUUUAUAAUAAAAAAAUA
Labeo rohita (rohu) is the source of this 4050-nucleotide messenger RNA. RefSeq lists its product as uncharacterized. Gene Ontology annotation, cellular component: nucleus. Gene Ontology annotation, molecular function: transcription cis-regulatory region binding. NCBI's taxonomy places the organism in Eukaryota, Metazoa, Chordata, Actinopteri, Cypriniformes, Cyprinidae. Gene Ontology annotation, biological process: regulation of transcription by RNA polymerase II. The record is from RefSeq and is a predicted model, not a curated record.